Molecule: messenger RNA, 1083 nt
Organism: Micromonas commoda
Lineage: Eukaryota; Viridiplantae; Chlorophyta; Mamiellophyceae; Mamiellales; Mamiellaceae
Exons: 1
Coding region: 1-1083 (360 amino acids)
Biological process (GO): phosphatidylcholine biosynthetic process
Source: RefSeq, a predicted model, not a curated record
AUGAACCUCGAGCCGCCCACGCUCCGUUCCUCGGAGGAAGAGAACGGACUGCGAAGGGCGCUGGAAAUCGUCAAGAAGCAAGGGGACUUCUACAAGCGUCAGCAGGGCCUAUCCCCGCUGUCGUUCGCGCUAGGAUUGUUCAACGUCGGAUGGAGCGCGUUCUGCCUGGGACGCUUCGUGCAGUACUACUGGGUUUGGCAGGUGGUCAAGUCGGUGAUGCUCAACUACCUGUCCUAUAGCAUCAAGCUCAAGAAUCACCAGCGCCUGUAUCUCAUGGACCUGUGCCACUGGCUCUCGUUUGCCUACUCCAUCGUUGGCUCCAUCAGCCUCGCGGCGUGGGCCAUCCCCGGUUUGAAAGAGGGGCUCGCGCCCGUGACCUCUUCGCCGUACGUGUUCCGCGCUUGCUUCUGCCUCGCGAACGGCCCGCUUGGUUGGGCCGUCCCGGCACUGGCCAACGCGCUCAUCCUUCACAGCGUCGAGCACACCGCUGCGCUGUUCAUUCACAUAUCGCCGCCGAUGGUAAUGUGGGCCAUGAGAUGGCACGCUGCUGAGCACGAGGCGGCGUUCCCGGGCAUACUUCCCAUGCCCCUGGAUGCCGCGAACGGCUCGGGGUUGGGGUAUGUCGAGUUGAUCACCCCCGCGAUGACCGUGUACGCGGUGUGGUGGAUUGUUCACGUCGCUUGGCUCGUUUCGCACGGUCGAUACCACGGGCACUCCAACACGUCGGGAUCCAGCCACGAUACCGUGUUUCACAUGACGUUGCGCGGCAAUAAGGUCCUCAGUCGGUGGGUCGGGUACGACAACGAUCGACCGGCAGAUAUCGGGCCGUGCGUCAGGUACAUGGUACUGCACGCCGCGGCGUGUCUUUUGGUCACGCUCGUCGCUCCAGUCUUCUGGUACAACUUUUGGGCGCACACCUGUUUUGUCCUCAUGCUCCUAGCUUCCUCCAUCUGGAACGGUUCCCGAAGGUACUACGGGAUGAUGACGUCGAGCUAUGAGCGUAGGCUGAAAGCGCUGCUGCCGGAGCAUGCGAGGGACAACGCGCCCAGCGAGGCUCCCAAGAAGCACGAGCAUGUGGAAUAA